AUGGAAAUUGUCCGAACCGUUGAUCGCGCGGGAACGAACGAGCUCAAGAACCGCGUGGCGGAAUCGCUAAAGAUUAUCACUAAGGCGCUCGCCGUAUACGGGCUGCGGGAAGUUGCUUUCAGCUUCAAUGGCGGAAAGGAUUCCACGGUAAUUCUGCACCUGCUGCGCGCGGCGCUGGUGGCGGCGCGCGCCAAGGGUGUGGACCUGCGGGACUCGACGUGCGCGGACGAGGCGGGCGAGGGGGACUGCGACGACGGCGCGGACCUCCCCGGGUGGCUCGUGGAGGGGUUGGCGGGAAGCAUGGACCACCGCGGAUGCCCCUCCGAAGGGUGCGAGCACGGAUGCCGCGGGGGAGGCGGAGGCGGAGAAGGGGAAGCCGGCGGGGAGCAAGCGGGGGGCGGAGGAGGUGGAGGGGAAUGGGCGGCGGAGAAGAAGAGCGAGACGGAGAACGGCGUGGGAGAGAAGGCGAGUUCGGACGAGAUGGCGGGGCUGUGCGCGAUUUAUUUCAGGGAUAAGGACGCGUUUCCGUCCAUGGACGCGUUCACCAUCGAGAUGUCGCAACGGUACGGGUUGGACCUAAUAGUGACGGACGAUGACUUCAAGGCGGGCCUGACAGCGCUGAAGAAGCAGCGCCCCGUGCAGGCCAUCUUCCUUGGCAUCCGCUCCAUCGACCCCAAUGGGAAGAACCAAGCAGUCUUCUCUCACAGCUCGCCUGGCUGGCCUGAUUUCGUACGAGUCAAUGUCAUUCUGCAUUGGUCGUACAGGGAUGUGUGGGAGUUCCUUCUUGUCACCAAGGUGCCGUACUGCCAUCUGUACGACGAAGGCUUCACAUCGCUUGGCAGUGUCCACGAUACCGAGCCCAACCGCGCUCUACUCCUCCCAAACCUUCGCCACUGCCUCAAGACCGGCCGAACCUGUGUGUCCGUCCCUCCAGUGGACCCCUCCUGGCCGCCCCCCUCUCCCUCGGCCCUCUGGUCUUUCUCCACGCCCUACUUCCGCAGCUCCAGUUGCCGCAUGACCCCUGACCUGCACGCCUCUCUCUGUGUAGCUCAAAUGCUGCUCCCCACUCGCACCGCACCCUUUGGCCGCGGCCCUCCUCCCUGCCCCGUGCACCCCAUUUGCCACCUGGCGAGAGUGGCGACGGAUAACGGCGUGGAUGUGCAUGCUCUGUUAGAGGGAGGAGCAGAGGAAGGUUCCGUUUUGGAGGAUGAAGGGAAGGGAGUUGCUGCUGCUGCAGCGGCUGCGGCCGUGGCGGCGGGAGGGAGGAGGGAGGGGGUGAAGCCUGCAGGGGAUAGGUUCCUGCCUGCGUAUUUCCUGCUGGAUGAGAGGCUGGAGCGGGCAGGUAGGAAGAAAAAGAAGAAGGAUGCGCCUGUGCCUGAAGUGGCGGAGGCAGGAGCAGAGGGGGGAGCAGCAAUGGAGGAGGAUCAGGAGGAAGAGGAGCCAGCGCAGUACGAGCCUGUGGAUGGGGAUAUGGUGGAGGAUGGGCUAGGCGUGAUUCAUGAAGACGUGGGGAGAGAGGGGUGGGGUGAUGGGCAGGACGGGGAGGAUUCGCUAAGAGUAGGGGCUGUGAACGGGGUGGCAGUGAAUGGGAGUGAAGGGGAGGGCAGAGGAGGGCAAAGUCUGCUGCAAGAGGGAGUGGUGGAUUCGCCAGGUGGGGUUGGUGGUGGUGGUGGUGGUGAUGGUGGUGGUGGGACUGCUGGGACUACUGCAGUGGGUUCGCCCAGGCCUGGCAAGCUCAGUCUUAACGUGCAGAUUUCGGACAGUGCUUUGGCUUCUUCGCGGCCUUAA
This is a messenger RNA of Closterium sp. NIES-65, 1788 nucleotides long. The record is from the annotation of a GenBank genome assembly. NCBI's taxonomy places the organism in Eukaryota, Viridiplantae, Streptophyta, Zygnematophyceae, Desmidiales, Closteriaceae.